AAGAGUUAUGUGAGGCAACUUAACCAAAAGGGAAAAAAGAAAAAGGAAAAAAAGAGCAGGAUGGACCUCUUACAGAAAAGAGAAUCUAAGGAAACUCUAUUCACUUCUAUUUCUGCAGGAGAUAAUCCUCCCAGAGGAAUUUGCCCUCCUGUGAAAAAAUCCUCGAAAGUAUGUGGUACCAAUUACCCUCUCAGCAUCGCCUUCAUUGUGGUGAAUGAAUUUUGUGAACGCUUCUCCUACUAUGGCAUGAAAGCUGUUCUGACUUUGUACUUCCUCUACUUCCUCCACUGGGAUGAGAAUACUUCCACUUCAGUCUACCAUGCCUUCUCAAGUUUAUGCUACUUUACACCAGUCCUUGGGGCGUUCAUGGCUGACUCAUGGCUGGGAAAAUACAAAACAAUCAUUUAUCUCUCCAUUGUUUACGUUAUUGGGCACGUGAUCAAGUCAGUCGGGGCAAUACCGAAUUUGGGAAACCAGGUUGUUCAUGUGGUUCUCUCUAUGACGGGCCUGACCCUGAUUGCUCUUGGAACGGGAGGUAUCAAACCCUGUGUGGCAGCAUUCGGUGGAGACCAGUUUGAAGAGGGAAUAACGGCAGAAAGGAGCAAGUUCUUCUCUGUCUUCUAUCUGUCUAUUAAUGCAGGAAGUUUGAUCUCCACUUUCAUUACUCCUGUGCUGAGAGGGGAUGUGGAGUGCUUUGGAGGAGACUGUUAUGCUCUGGCUUUUGGUGUUCCUGCUGCUCUAAUGGUCAUAGCUCUCAUUGUGUUUAUUGCUGGGAAUGGAAUGUACAAAAAGACACCACCACAAGGAAAUGUCUUACUUGAUGUUUGGAGGUGCAUUUGGUUUGCAUUAACAAACCGGAUCAAAAAUCGCUCCCGACACAUUCCUAAAAGGGAGCACUGGUUAGACUGGGCUUCAGAAAAAUAUUCAAACCAGCUGAUCACUGAGGUUAAAAUGGUGACUCGUGUCCUCUUCCUCUUUAUCCCACUGCCAAUGUUCUGGGCUCUCUUUGAUCAGCAGGGUUCUAGGUGGACAGUACAAGCCACUAAAAUGAAUGCUGCUUUUGGAGGAUUUGUCCUUCAGCCUGACCAAAUGCAGUUCUUAAAUCCUCUCUUGAUCCUUGUCUUCAUCCCAGUGUUUGACUUUGGGCUGUAUCCCCUGAUAAAUCUGUGCAAAUUUAAUUUCACGCCUAUUAAAAAGAUGGCAACUGGGAUGAUCCUUGCAGCCGUGGCAUUUGCAGCUGCUGCCAUUGUAGAACUCAAGAUAGAGGAAAAUGCUAUGCCAGUACCAGUUCCAAAAGAAAGUUACAUUCAGGUCCUGAAUUUGGCAGACGAUGAUAUUGAAGUGGCAAUCCAAGAUUAUGACCUGUUUCGGCAUCCAAUCAAACCUUUUCAGGACCCUGAUGAAUACUCCAGAUUAAUUCUGAGCAGUAAACAACAAAACCUCCAUUUUCAAAUCCAGUUCCAAGGAUCAUCUUUCACAUUUAAUCAUAUUAUCCAGGAAAAGACUGUGAACAGUUUAAUUGUCUACAAGAUGGAAGGAAGCUUAGCAAGCCGUUUCAUUAAAGACAUGGAACAAAAGCCGACGGAAGGAAUGUCAGCUGUGAGAUUCAUUAAUACUCUGGAGUUGGAUGCCAACAUCACUCUUAGCAAUGAGGACUUUGUCAGCAUUAACAAAAGUUAUGGUGUUUCAAGGUACAGCAUCCUGACGAGAGGAAGAUACAACAAUGUGAAAUGUCAAGUGGGAGCCGAAGAAUCCAUCCUAGAGCUAGGCCUCCUUGAUUUUGGAGCAUCCUACACAGUUGUUAUAACAAAUACUUCUUCAAAGACCUUCCAGACAUGGAAGACAGAAGACAUUGCAGCCAACAAUGUCCAUAUUUCAUGGCAGAUCCCUCAAUACCUGUUAAUAUCGGCUGGAGAAGUGAUGUUCUCCAUUACAGGCCUUGCUUUCUCUUACUCCCAGUCUCCUGCUAGCAUGAAGUCGGUGCUACAGGCAGGUUGGCUGUUAACAGUGGCCUUUGGAAAUGCUAUUGUGCUCGUUGUUGCUCAGGCUGCGCCUCUGGACCAGUGGGUCGAGUUUGUCCUCUUUGCUGCUCUCCUCUUCAUUGUGUUCAUCAUUUUCUCCAUCAUGGGAUUUUUUUACACUAGUGUGGACCCAGAAGAACUCAUUCCCAAAGAGGAGAAAGAAGAGUUAUCAAGCAGUAAAAAUAUGAUAGACCUUGUUAUCAAGAAAAGCGAACUUUAAGGUGGCUGUGGACACUGAAAUGGGUUUUUCUGGCCUUUUUGUUUUGAGAAGAUGUUGUGAAAAUGGAUUUGUUUUCAGGCUAGCAUUCUGAAAAAUCUACCAUAUUGAGGGUAAACUCCUUCCCCCCUAGAAAGUCAGCUGAAUAAAAGUGCACAAGUUCCUGAGGAUGGCAGCAUUAACAAUGUACACAAUGUCUUUGUAAAAAGUAAGUUUACAGUACUCAGACAUGGGUAAAGUGAGACUUUAGUGAUGAGGUAACCAUAUAUUAAGGUUUUGUAAACAAUGGCAGAUUUAUUUAGAAAGCUUUAAAGAAAUGAAAAAAUACUGAAGAGCAAGAGCUAAAGCCAAUGUUAAUCCUGCUUAGAGUAAACCGGUUGCAAUGAAUGGGUUACACUGUGACAAAUCAGUCUCAUUCAUUUCAUUGGGUUCACUAUAGAACUAACAUUGGAUUUAACUCAAUAUAAAUAAAACCACAAACUAAAAAAGAGAGAGAAUUUAUAACAAGUGUUGCAAAACCUGUUGGAGUCUAGGAUAUAUUUUUCAUUUUUCUUGCAUGAUGUUGGAGCUCACUUCCACUUCUGUGAUUCUGGCCAUCUCUACCAUACCUCCACACUGUUACAGACAGACAAAAGACACAGGCCAUAAUCCAGAGGGGUUGAUGAUACAUUGCAUACUUUCUUCACACAUGGGUCCAGAAUUUGUCUCUUUCAGAAAAGAAUUUCCUCAUGGAAACUCAAAACUGAUUUUGAAAGGAAAAAAACCUACCCAAAAGUUCUCAAACUAGGCAGCUACCACUUGUACCUCAGUAGCAAUAUUUACACAGUCCAAUAUUUCCUCUAAAUUGUUUCUGUGCCAUGUUCAAGGAAAAUGAACACACACGCCCUGGUUUGUGUUCUGAGACAAAUAUUCAAAACAAUGACAAAACUCCCUCCUUAGAGAACAUCAUUUUAGAAUCCAGACAGAAAAGCUAAAUGUUUUAAUAUCACCCCAUUCAGACAUUCCCUGUGCUUUCUAAUUGUGAUGUCAAACAGACUAGAUAAGCUUAUAGGUUAACUUUUCAAAAGCAGGGGGCUCUCAGAGGUAAGGGACAGGUGGUCACCAAAAUUUUGUUGGAUUGCCUUUCCUGUUUACUCUAGCCAAGAAAAGCAGUGGUGAGGGAUGGUGGGAAUUGCAAUUCUACAAGACCUGGAGAGCCUCACAUUGCUCAGCCCUGCCCUACCUACAGAUCUCUGAGCUCAGAGAAUUCUGGGGAGGCUAUACCUCAUGCUGUUUCUGCAUGAGUAAAAAUGAACCCAUCUUUUUGCAAAGCAAAUUGUUCCACAGGAAUAAUCAGCAACUAGGACAGAAGCAAUGAAGAUAGAUGGGCAAUUAUGGCCUAAAUGUUUUUAUACUACAACUCCUGAAAUAUCUCCCUUAGCUUUGCUGGCUAAGAGCAAUUACCUCUGACUUAAGACUUUCCAGCUGGUCUAGAACAGUGACUUCAGAGGAUGUUUAUACACUUAGUCCAAGACAUUUGUUAUAUCCUCAAUAUAACAUUAGUGAGUAAACUGAUCUCAGGGGUACUUUGAUUUCAUAUUGUCUCACUGUAGCAUUAAUCAGACAGUCUAUGCUGACACAUGUUGCAGUUCCAAGAGUAUAAAUGCCUUGCUUCUCCAGAUGGUGUUGGACUACAUCUCCCAUCCGUGAUAAUUGACUGGGCUGGUUGAGGUUCAUAGGAGUUGUAAUCCAAAGACAUCUGGACUCUCAAAGUUUCCCAGUCUUGCUAUAAAACAUGACAGAUUCCUCAGAAAGCAAACAUUACAUAUAAGGAAGUGCAAACUUCAUGUGAUUUUACAUCUGUCUAUUUCACUUAAUUUUCUCAUAUUGGCUCUCAUAAACACUGUUGGACUUGGAGUGGAAAGACUUGGAUUCAGGUCCACUAUCAGCCAGUGGAGCUAACUCAAUUUGAAUCUCUCAUUUAGCAUGCAAGAAUAGAUAGGAUGCCAUAUGAGAAAACUCAGAGAGCAAAUAUAACAAAACAAAGUGAUGUUGAAAUAAUCCACAGUCACUAGUCUUGACCACAGCUUUGUGUGUUCUCUGAUGCAUAUACAAAGGGUUUGCUAGAAUCCCCAUUCAUUCAUUUCAGUGGGAGUAUAUAAUCAGCAUGUGCAUCUCUUGGGGGCAUAGAACUUGGAUCUAAACUGGAAAGUUCCUGAGUACUAGGCUAUCUAGAGAAUGUGUUCCUAUAAGCUGUCAAAUCCAUAAAUAAUCGUGGGACCAGGUCAUGUAAAAGCUGGGGCUUAAAACUAAAGCAUCUGUAACUAAGGAGAAAAUAUACAUUUUCUGAUCUUUUCCUGUCCUUCAGGCUCAGAGGAGAGCAGAUAAGAACAUAAAUGAUGUCUUUUGCUCUUAUGUGAGAAUGAAUCAGGGAUACAUUUAUUUCUUUGCAAAAGCCUACAAGUGUAACUUUCAACAAUGCAGUAAUAUAAUUUUCCAAUUUCUCAGUUUGUAACAAGCCAUUUUGCCAUUUUCUUCUUGAAAGGCGCAGCCUCAUAAUGAGUGGUCCAGCUCUAAUAUCUAUCCUAGGUGGGUGAGAAUUUGCUUGUUAUAGAUGUUCUCGUGGUUAGGAAAGGCAUACUGCAACCUGGAUGAAUUGCCAUGGCAUUGUCUAAUGAGAAUUCUAGUGAAAUGAGAUUUAAAAAUAAAACAGCCACAACCUGUGGGAAUUCACCUGCUGGAUUUUCUCAUAUUUCACACUGACAGUUCUGAGAUGUUUGUCCUAAGGGUGUUUAUUCACAAUGCAGAGAUCCUCACAUUGUGGCCCAAACUGCAUUUGCAAUGAGGUUCAGGAAACUUUGGAGAGGCAGGCAGACAGAGACCUUAGAGGCAGCAUACAGAAAGCUAUGCUUCAGCACUACAGUUAUUUUCAGUUUCUGGCUAAACACAAGAGAUGGCUUGAUGUAAAAGGGCAUUAUUUCUUUCCAGACACAGACAAAGCAGAGUGCACCUGUAAUUCUAGGAUUAUAAUAAAACUGGACUUGCUUUACAUGGGAGCAAUACAGAGGGCAAUAGUGUAAGAGGGGAGCUAGGAAAUUCUUUUUAGUGAAAUCAAACAGUUCCUUGAGAUGUUUGUUACCGAAAGCAAUUUUUUAUAUGAAUUAGUCCAACAACACUGAAGCAUUAUUUGUCGAUAAUAUUCAGGGAUUACUAAGAACAUUCUUCAAGAAAUAUGUUCAUUUCCCCUAAAUUCUGUUUUACGAUACAUUGCAGAUUAGUUCUGCAACAGUUAAAUUGGAUGAUUCCUGAGCUGCUUCCAAAUUGAAUCACAAACAGAAAAUAGGCCACUUACUCUUCCCAAAUCUUAUGCCUGAAGGAACAGCUGAGUUCCAGCACUGGGAAGCACAAGCAGACAUGGUUUUAAAUUAC
Sceloporus undulatus (fence lizard) is the source of this 5646-nucleotide messenger RNA. It is a transcript of the gene SLC15A2, whose product is annotated as solute carrier family 15 member 2. Gene Ontology annotation, biological process: oligopeptide transport; transmembrane transport. Gene Ontology annotation, molecular function: dipeptide transmembrane transporter activity. Gene Ontology annotation, cellular component: membrane. The record is from RefSeq and is a predicted model, not a curated record. Lineage: Eukaryota; Metazoa; Chordata; Lepidosauria; Squamata; Phrynosomatidae.